AUGGACCCCCUUCUCCCUCUCCGUGAUGCCACUGCGCCUCAGAGCGACUCAAAAGAAGCCCACGAUCACGAAGAGCCCCCUCAAACCGCGAUUCCGCCUCUGCCGCCGUCCCCAGGCUUUAAAACCUACAAUGAAGCGUACAAUUUCAUCCAGGGCUUCCUUCGCGAUAAUGGAGCUGCUGUUAUCAGGCGGUCAAGUUCCCGCAAGCGGGAUAUCGAUGGGACCUCCCUUGCAACCCGAAUUAUCUUUAUUUGUGAUCGUGGCCCGCAGCGAGCUUCCACAAGCACCGGGCUUCGCAAAACGUCCACCCAAAAGCUCGACUGCCCUUUCCGCCUUCUCGUGACAGCCUCAUGCAACGAAGGUAUAUGGAAGUGGGAUUUUCGUGCCACUGAGGAUCACCACAACCACGGGCCCUCGCUUGAUCCCUCGGCACACAAUAUCCAUCGCCGACGGACCUCCAUACAGCAAGCUCUCGAGCGGAACCUCUCGAAACACAAAGCACUACCGGCUCGAGAGAUAUCAAGCAUCCUACGUGACGCCGAUCCUUCUGCAGCUUUCUUCCGCAUUCGAGACGUCUAUAAUGAUCGCCAAAAGCUUCGUUUUGAAGCUCUUGGAGGAGAGACGGCAACACAAGCGUUUGAAGGCACCUCUCGCAAGAUGAGAUCCGGCCCAAGGUCUCUCGCGGCAUCACAACAAAGAUCGUCGGGCAAAGGAAAUACAAGGGGAAGGGUUUCAAAAGGAGGGCGCGCCAGGGGUGGCGCGCCUACAGCUUCGUCAAGGCGGCUGCCUUCGUCAGGCGUCGAGGCGCCCACACAGUCACAGGGGCCAGAGGAGCCGGAUCAAUUGACGGGCCGGGAUGUUGCAACUUCGGGCUGA
Hirsutella rhossiliensis is the source of this 876-nucleotide messenger RNA. RefSeq names its product transposase. Bases 1 to 876 code for a protein of 291 amino acids. The transcript has a single exon. The record is from RefSeq and is a predicted model, not a curated record. Lineage: Eukaryota; Fungi; Ascomycota; Sordariomycetes; Hypocreales; Ophiocordycipitaceae.